Olea europaea var. sylvestris is the source of this 1420-nucleotide messenger RNA. RefSeq lists its product as uncharacterized. The record is from RefSeq and is a predicted model, not a curated record. NCBI's taxonomy places the organism in Eukaryota, Viridiplantae, Streptophyta, Magnoliopsida, Lamiales, Oleaceae. Bases 585 to 1292 code for a protein of 235 amino acids. The transcript is spliced from 5 exons.
AUAUUAAGCUCCAAUGUAAGAUCUUGAGAUGGAUAGCUUCCACUAGCACCACCAACCGAAGAAUCACACGUGCAAGUACAACUCAAGUGGUGAAGGACCUCUCACAUUCGCUAAGACAUUCAUUGUAGCCAAUCUUUGAUACGACUUUUAAUAGUUCCUAUACAUCUUAUUUAAUCACUCGAGAUCUAAGUAGGCAUUAAAAUAGAUAUCUUGAAUCCUCACGACUUGGACGGCUUAAAUAAUUGUCUUAACAUUUACUCUCCAAGGCUCAAAUAAUUAUCUUAACAUUUACUUUUAAUUAUAAGUAGAUAUUUAAGCUUAGUCAAACAUGCCAAAUACAAAAGUAUAGUCUAUUAGCCAGCAAACCCUUCAAGUUUCAAAGAGGGAAAAAGAAAUAAAUAAUGAAUAGAAUAGAAUAGUGGCUAGGAAUUUUAUAAUCUAACGUAUUGUCCCCUUAUCCCAACUGACCUUUCGACCUUUCCAAGGGUCCAUAAUUCCACUGCUUUGCCAUGUCUUCGACUUCUUAUAUCAUAGACAUACUCCAAAUACGAUAUUAUUGCCGGAAUUGAUAAAAGACUGAAGAAAUGGGUGUGCAGCUUCAUGCGAGUAAUGCCCACAUCCAGAUCUUUUUGCCACGAGCACUUGUGCCAUCACUGUACAGAUUUUCUCCAUUGAAUUCAUUAAGAUCUUCUUGUAAUUCUGCAAAGACCAUUGGGCUUAGAACAGAAAAGGGAUUUAGAAAAAGGAAAUUGAGAGUACUUGCAUCGUCGAGUAAUGUGGCUGCACCAGUUUGGGAUGGCUGGGUACCCGAUAAGGGUUCUAAAGCUCCUUCUCUUAGUGAAAUUUUUUGGCCUUCUGCAGGGGCAUUUGCUGCGAUGGCUAUACUAGGAAAGAUUGAUCAAUUGUUGGCACCAAAAGGGAUUUCCAUGACAGUUGCUCCGCUGGGUGCGGUUUGUGCUGUCCUCUUUGCCACUCCCUCAUCUCCGGGUGCCAGGAAAUACAACAUAUUUGUGGCUCAAAUUGGUUGUGCAGCUAUUGGUGUUCUGGCAUUCUCAAUAUUCGGUCCAGCUUGGCUAGCUAGGAGUGCAGCCCUUUCCGCGGCCUUAGCCUUCAUGAUUUUCUCUCGUGCAGUACAUCCUCCAGCUGCAAGCUUGCCAUUACUGUUCAUCGAUGGAGCUAAGCUUCAUCAUUUGAAUUUUUGGUACUCUUUGUUCCCUGGUGCUGCUGCAUGCAUUAUCCUCUGUUUAAUUCAAGAGAUUGUAAGCUACUUGAAGGAGAAUUUUAAAUUUUGAUGGGGCAAGCUCCCAAGAUGUUGGUGAUGAAAUUAAAAUCUAUUGCUGUAAUUUUGCAGAAGGGUUGUACUCGUAUCAGUAAAUAUUAACAUCAUUCUUUGCAUCAAAUUAAUUUUGAUACGAGUAAA